AUGAAUUCGGUGGCUGGGAAUAAAGAGAGAAUUGCAGUCACCACCCGAAACAGGAAAUAUGGGGUGAACGAUUCCUGCUCCCCUACCAAAUCAGCGGCGCCCUUCUCGCCGGAGAGCUGGUACAGGAAAGCUUACGAGGAGUCCCGGUCCAGCAGCCGCCCCGCCCCAGAAGGCGCAGGCUCGGUGGUGGGCUCCUCCGGCACCCCUUCGCCUGGCUCGGGAACCUCCUCGCCUGGCUCCUUCACCGGCUCUCCCGGCCCCGCUUCCCCGGGGAUCGGCACCAGCUCUCCCGGGUCACUAGGCGGCUCGCCCGGCUUCGGCACCGGCUCGCCCGGUUCCGGCAGCGGAGGAGGCUCCUCCCCGGGCUCCGAUCGCGGCGUGUGGUGUGAGAACUGCAACGCCCGCUUGGUGGAGCUGAAGAGACAGGCGCUCAAGCUGCUGAUCCCGGGGCCUUACAGUACCAAGGAUCCAGCAUUUUCUUCAGUGAUUCAUGACAAACUACAAGUUCCCAAUACUACCCGGAAAGCAUGGAAUGAGAGAGACAACCGGUGUGAUGUGUGUGCCACUCACUUGAAUCAGCUGAAGCAGGAGGCUAUUCAGAUGGUCCUGACACUUGAGCAAGCAGCCAAUGCUGAACAUUGUGAUGCUUCUCCUGGCUCUCCUCCUCCCCUUCCCAACAUUCCCACCUUAGUGGGUUCUCGACAUAUGGGCAGUGUGCAACCCAGAGACUGGGCAUACUUGUCUGCCCCUUAUGCUACUUCCAAUUAUGCUGGCUUUCUGCCUAACAAACUCAGUGGAAAAGUGAACAACAUAGGAAUCGUUAAUGGGAUAGAGAAGAAAAAUGGUUCCUUGGGACAUCAGACAAAGGUCAGUGUACAGAUGGCUACCAGUCCCAGCAAUGGUAACAUCCUGAAUUCUGUGGCUAUCCAGGCUCAUCAGUACCUAGACGGCACCUGGUCCUUGUCAAGAACAAAUGGUAUUACUCUGUAUCCCUAUCAAAUUUCCCAGUUGAUCACUGAGUCUGGCCGAGAGGGACUGACUGAAGCUGUGCUGAACCAUUACAAUGCAGAUAAACCUUCCUUGUAUAGCUUCCCCAGCUCCCAAAGUACCUGUGUGGCUAGUGAUGCCUCCACAGGUACCUCAGUGGCAGCUUCCUUUUUUGCCAGAGCUGCUCAGAAGUUGAAUCUGUCAUCCAAAAAGAAGAAGCAUAGGCCGUCUGCAUCCUCGGUUUCUGAAUCUCAUCUAUUUGCCACCAAAUUCAGCAUGAUCCUACAGACAUCCCCUCCACCUGCUCCACCGUGUUUAUUAAGGGCAGUCAGCAAGGUGAAAGAUACUCCAGGACUGGGCAAGGUGAAGGUCAUGUUGCGGAUUUGUUCUACUCUGGCCCGGGACUCUUCAGAAUCCAGUUCCUUCUUAAAAGUUGAUCCCCGCAAAAAACAAAUUACUUUAUAUGACCCACUGUCUUGUGGAGGCCAGAAUGCUUUCCAAAAAAGGAGCACACAAGUACCACCCAAGAUGUUUGUAUUUGAUGCAGUUUUCCCUCAAGAUGCUUCCCAGGCUGAAGUAUGUGCAGGAACUGUAGCUGAAGUGAUCCAGUCUGUGGUGAAUGGUGCAGAUGGAUGUGUAUUUUGUUUUGGGCAUGCCAAACUCGGAAAAUCAUACACUAUGAUUGGAAAAGAUGAUUCCAUGCAGAACCUUGGCAUAAUCCCUUGUGCCAUCUCCUGGCUUUUCAAGCUGAUUCACGAAAGGAAAGAGAAAACAGGAGCACGUUUCUCGGUCCGAAUCUCUGCAGUAGAAGUGUGGGGAAAAGAAGAACAUCUGAGAGAUUUGCUGUCAGAGGUGGCAACAGGCAGCCUACAAGAUGGUCAGUCGCCAGGUGUCUACCUAAGUGAAGACCCCAUUUGUGGCAUGCAGCUUCAAAACCAAAGUGAACUCCGUGCUCCCACUGCAGAAAAAGCUGCUUUCUUUCUUGAUGCAGCAAUUGCCUCACGUCGAAGCAGUCAGCAAGAUUGUCAGGAGGAAGAGCAGAAGAAUUCACACAUGCUCUUCACUUUGCACAUCUAUCAGUAUCGAAUGGAGAAGAGUGGCAAAGGGGGAAUGUCAGGAGGCCGCAGUCGCUUACAUCUCAUUGACCUGGGAAGCUGUGUUAAACCUCUCAGCAAAAACCGUGAAGGAGGUUCUGGGCUCUGUCUUUCAUUGUCUGCAUUGGGCAACGUCAUUCUUGCCCUUGUCAAUGGCAGCAAACACAUUCCGUACAAAGACAGCAAGCUGACCAUGUUGCUCCGAGAGUCCCUUGGGAACAUGAACUGCCGUACCACCAUGAUAGCUCACAUUUCAGCAGCUGCAGGAAACUAUACUGAAACCCUUUCUACUAUCCAGAUUGCAUCCAGGGUUUUAAGAAUGAAGAAAAAGAAAACUAAGUAUACAUCAAGCUCUUCUGGGGGAGAAAGCUCUUGUGAAGAAGGGAGAAUGAGGAGGCCAACUCAACUUAGACCUUUCCAUUCACGGAAUGUUGUUGAUCCAGACUUCCCAAUUCUUCAUUUGUCAAGUGACCCAGAUUAUUCUUCUAGCAGUGAACAGUCAUGUGACACUGUCAUUUAUGUUGGCCCUAAUGGAACAGCUCUUUCUGACAAGGAGCUGACUGAUAAUGAAGGCCCUCCUGAUUUUGUCCCCAUAGUUCCUGCUCUUCAGAAAACUAAAAAUGAAGGCAAGUUGGAAGAAAUGAAUGAGACAGCCCCUGACACCUCUGAAAGAGAUUGCUUGAAGUGCAAUACAUUUGCAGAACUCCAAGAGAGGUUAGACUGCAUUGAUGGCAGUGAAGAGACAGACAGAUACCUUUUUGAAGAACUACCAGUUCAGUUUAACUCAGACCCAGUGACUAAAUGUCCUUUAUCAGGCCAAGAGGCAGAGCACUGUAAUGCAUCAGAGCCAAGCAGGGAAGAUGAGCUUGUGGUCUCCCCAGAACCUGAUAAAGAUGCCAAGGAAAACUUAAACGCUACAGCCAGCAAAAUUCAGGGAGCCCACUCCCCUGUUCACAGUAGGAUGCUUAAUGAGGUUUCCACUCCUCAGGCCCUUUGGAAUGUUACAGGCAGCCCUAGUAGUCAGAUUAACCGUUCCCAGCAACCUCACUGCACAGACCUGCAAAGCAGUCGAGAAAGCCUUAAUAGCUGUGGCUUCAUAGAAAGCAAGCCACGGCCCAUGGGAUCACCACGGCUUGGUAUUGCCAGCCUUUCAAAAGCCUCUGAUUACAAACCACCAGCUUCUCCUUCUCAGAGGUGCAAAGUUUAUACUCAGAAAGGGGUGUUGCCCAAUCCAGCACCUCCGCCAUCAUCAUUAAGCAAAGAUUCGGGUAUGGUAUCCAGUGAAUCUCUGAUGCAAUCUGAGAUCCGGACCCCUCCCAUUGGAAUGAGCCCUCAAAUCCUGAAAAAGUCACUCUCCUCUAGCAACAUUGAUUACAGAGAGACAAUUGACAGUGUAGAGCAGCAGCAACAAUCGCUUUCUCCAGAAUCAAAGAAGGAGAUUUUGAGUACGACUAUGGUCACAGUUCAGCAGCCAUUAGAACUUAACGGGGAGGAUGAGCUGGUAUUUACCCUAGUUGAAGAGCUGACCAUUAGUGGAGUUUUGGAGAAUGGACGGCCAACAAGUAUCAUCAGCUUUAACAGUGAUUGUUCUGUACAGGCACUGGCCUCUGGAUCUAGACCAGUCAGUAUUAUCAGCAGUAUUAGUGAAGAUCUUGAGUGCUACUCCAGCACAGCUCCUAUUUCUGAGGUAAGCAUUACCCAGUUCCUGCCUCUUCCAAAAAUGGGGCUGGUGGACAAAGCCGAAGAAGCUGAAAGUAGACGUUCCUCUAUUAGCUCAUGGCUGAGUGAAAUGAGUACUGGAAGCGAUGGUGAGCAGUCAUGCCACAGUUUCGUAGCACAGGCAUGCUACGGCCAUGGAGAAGCAAUGGCAGAAACUCCUAUUUCUGAGUGUGCAAGAGCAGUCCAGAAUAAUAGUUCUGUUUGCAUAAAUGACAAGCAAAACCGUCGGACUGAGGAUAUGUUUGUGUCACCAGAGGGGGUUGACAAAAGUAUUAAUAAAUUAUCUCCCAUCAGAAGCUGUAAAAUAUCAGCACUGGAAAAGGCUACAGUUACAAUAUCAAACACUACAAGCCUAAGCAGUUGUGAAGGGUUCAUUCCAAUGAAGACCAACAUUACAGUAUUCCCAUGUAUUGCUGUUAAUUCUUUUAAGGCCCAAGAGAGCCAUGAGGCCAUAUCAGCAGUGUCAUCACCAGCCCAAACUCCCUAUCCUCAUGAGGGAAAAGAAUCCAGUGGAAGAAAAGACAUAAAAUUUGAUGAUCCUUGGCUAAAGAGGGAAGAUAGUACAAAAAAUGACCAUGGUGGUCCUAAGGCUGAGCAAAAUAAGAAACAAAACUCUGCUGACAGGUUCAGUAGCAGCAGCGGAGAGAUUUCAAGUUCACCAGGAACUGAAAACCCAAGGAGGGUUGUAGAUGAAUGUGAAGUGGGACUGUCCAGUUCUGCAACCCACAGCCCCCUUCAUUCUACUGAGAGUUUGAAAAAUGGCAACCUCAGCAGAGGAUUCCAGAAGACCAACAAGUUGGAGGAACUUGAUGCAGUUUCCUAUCAUUAUAUAGAGGAGAGUGGUGCCAUGAGCUGUUCUGUGUCAUCUCAAACACCGAAAGCUAGUUUGGAAAGAAAGAUUGCUUCUCCCAAGCAAGGUGUUCUUACCCGCCCCAAAGGAACACCACCAUUACCUCCUGUGAGGAAAUCUAGCCUUGACCAGAAGAAUAGAGCCAGUCCCCAGCACAGUGCUUGUAGCAGUAGCACCAGUAGCCCUUCCAACCAACCACCCUCUUUUUUGGCGAGCUUUCCUGAUGAACUGAGUGGGAAACAAAAGGGUCCCAGUAUGGAGAGUGGGAACAAUAGUAGCAGUAAAUUAUUUAGUGCAAAACUGGAACAGCUGGCUAGCAGAACCAAUUCUCUUGGAAGAUCUAAUGGGAGUCAUUACGAGUGCCUGUCCUUGGAAAGGGCAGAAAGCCUGUCCUCCGUCAGCUCCAAGAUGAAUACUGGGAAAGACACCACCAUGCCCAGAGCUGGCAGGAGCCUCAACCACAGUGCAAUAUCCUCCCCAACAAGCUCAGGCUUUUCCCAGUCUGCGGGGGCUUCACCGAAGGCCAGUCAAUCAAAGAUCUCUGCAGUGAGCAAGCUCCUUUUGGCAAGUCCAAAGGCUCGAAGUCUGGCUGCCUCCACCACCAAAACCCUCAGCUUUUCAACCAAGUCCCUUCCUCAGUCUGUGGGACAGAGUUCAAGUUUGCCUCCAAAUGGAAAGAACAUGUCCUGGUCAACUCAGUCUCUUAGCAGGAACCGGGGCUCUGGUCUUUCUUCCAAACUGCCCCUCAGAGCUGUUAAUGGAAGGAUUUCAGAACUGCUGCAAGGAAGCGCCGGCACCCGAGGAAUGCAGCUGUGCAGGAACUCGGACACAGAUGAACGCAACAGCAUUCACGGGGACAAAAAGCCACCUGUACACCUGCUCCCUUCACCGUACAGCAAGAUCACACCUCCUAGGAAGCCUCAUCGCUGUAGCAGUGGCCAUGGAAGUGACAACAGCAGUGUCCUGAGUGGGGAGCUGCCUCCAGCCAUGGGGAAAACAGCUCUGUUCUACCACAGUGGUGGAAGCAGUGGAUACGAAAGCAUGAUCAGAGACAGCGAAGCGACAGGAAGCGCUUCCUCCGCACAAGACUCUAUGAGUGAAAACAGCAGCUCCAUCAGUGGCAGAUGCCGAAGUCUUAAAAACCCAAAAAAGCGGUCAAAUACAGGUUCUCAGAGGCGGAGACUCAUUCCAGCUUUAUCUCUUGACACUACAUCUCCUGUAAGGAAGCCUACCAGCCCAGCCAUACGCUGGGUAGAUGGACCUUUGCGAAGUGCCCAGAGAGGGAUGGGGGAGCCCUUUGAAAUAAAAGUCUAUGAGAUUGAUGAUGUGGAACGGCUCCAGCGACGGCGCAUGGGGGAUAACAAUGAGGUGAUUUGCUUCAAUGCUAAAUUGAAAAUCUUGGAGCAUCGGCAGCAGCGAAUUGCAGAGGUCAAGGCCAAGUACGAGUGGUUAAUGAGAGAGCUGGAAGUGACCAAACAGUACCUGAUGUUGGAUCCUAAUAAGUGGCUCAGUGAAUUUGAUCUGGAACACAUUUUUGACUUGGAUUCCCUGGAGUAUUUGGAGGCUCUUGAAUGUGUGACUGAGCGGUUAGAGAAUCGUGUCAAUUAUUGCAAGGCCCACCUCAUGAUGAUCACCUGCUUUGACAUCUCUUCCAGACGUCGAUGAAGAAUUAACCUCAAGAAUGUUUUGGACUACUGCCAGACACCCCUUUCCUUCUUUUUGAACUAUAUCCCAAAGACCCAGAAUGAGGAUGAAGGUUGGUGUCAUGUUUUGACUAUGUGUAAGAAGAUGGAUUUUUUUUUCUAAUUAUGCGAAUAUAUGUUGGAAAGCAAAGACACUGAGAAAUAAGGAUGUGGAUUCUCCAAGCCUGAAAGAGCACUUUGAGAAAUCUUUAAGGACAUGUUUGUACAUAGGAACUGCUGCAGAAGCGAUUUACCCCCACCCCCACCCCAUCAGUAACUGAAGAGGGAGGAAGAAGCAGAUGUAGGGAACUGCUGAGAGCCCUGGUAUAGUAAAAAUACAUGGGAAAACUGUCUUAAGUGCCUUGCAAAUCUUUAUUAUCCAAACAUUUAUGUUCAUACUCCUUGUACAGAUGGUGCUAGUCGAGAAAAAGAAAAAGACAAAAAAAUCAAAUCACAUUUUUUGAAAUGUAUUUACAGCCUGUUAUUUUCACUUGGUGUUUUAUUCUAUUUCUGACUUGCUGUUUCUACGUAACUUGUGUUUGUAGAGAUAUUUCUUAUCCGAUACAGCAUAUAAAUAAAUGUUAACUGUCUUUUAUUGUUCAACAGCAGAGUAAGACCACUCAAAGAAAAAAAGAAGUUAGAAUUUCUAGAUGAAUCCCACAGAUGUUUGAUGUAACAGAGGAAAAUAGGUUUCCCCACUCUUAGUAAAAACAAAAAUGUGGAUUUUCCAAUGACAUGACAAGAUUUCAGUUGGCACUAAGAAAAUGAGGCAUCACAUAGUUUUUAAAUACGUUUUCCUUUGGGGUACUGAAAUAAAUACAUCGUUUGUUACGUGUAUUCGGUCAACGCUCCUAUUUUGUUUCUAUUUAACUGAGUAUACUAACUUUUCCUAGCGUUACAAUCAUAGACUCAUCAGAGUUGGAUUGGAAGGGCCUUGGAGAUCACCAUCUAGUCAACCUGUUUCCUCAGUACAAGUUGAGAUGGCUUGUGACUGCACUCACCUUCAUGGUUUCAAGAUUUAUAAACACAAGAAUUUAAUUGGUAAAUCAGGAUCAGAAUCUAUUUAGCUAGCUCGGAAACCUUUGCAUGCUUACAGGUAUCAUCAUCAUCUCCUGAGGUUUUCCUCCAAUUCUGGGGAUACCUAAAUUGUCUGUUCUCAGCUAGGGAUGGUCUCAAUAACAGAACAGUUUUGCCAAAAGAGAAAGAAAAGGAAAAAAAUGGCAAAGUUGUUACUCAAAGGGAAUCUUUAAAAUUCUCGAUUUUUCCUAAUCAGAUAAAAAUAUUGGUAAACUGCAAGCAUUCAUAAUCUUUCCAUAGAAAGGCUGAAAGUAACUU
Molecule: messenger RNA, 7667 nt
Organism: Candoia aspera
Lineage: Eukaryota; Metazoa; Chordata; Lepidosauria; Squamata; Candoiidae
Gene: KIF26B
Product: kinesin family member 26B
Exons: 15
Coding region: 1-6315 (2104 amino acids)
Biological process (GO): microtubule-based movement
Molecular function (GO): ATP binding; microtubule binding; microtubule motor activity
Source: RefSeq, a predicted model, not a curated record